This is a messenger RNA of Aplosporella prunicola CBS 121167, 2362 nucleotides long. RefSeq lists its product as uncharacterized. Bases 260 to 2173 code for a protein of 637 amino acids. The record is from RefSeq and is a predicted model, not a curated record. NCBI's taxonomy places the organism in Eukaryota, Fungi, Ascomycota, Dothideomycetes, Botryosphaeriales, Aplosporellaceae. The transcript has 3 exons. Gene Ontology annotation, molecular function: FAD binding.
CCCGCACUUGGCCAAUCCACUCCAUUCCACCGCAGCAUCGUAAUGCCUUUGCCCGACUUUUUUGCCGUGGGCCUGCUGCCUACCGAGCUUACUCCUACCACCACUGCUAAUCAUCUCUUAGCCAUUUCCAAUCAACCUAUUUGAACACUGCCUUUCCUCGCUUCCGUGAGUUGCUAGUGAUUUGUGACACCACAGGACCUCUUUAUCUCACUACAGACAUUUCUCUCCCCUUCACUGUCCGCCGGACCACCCUCCGCAAAUGGAGAACUACGACGUGGUCAUCGUCGGCGCCGGCCCUGUGGGCUUGAUGCUCUCCUCCCACCUCCAACGCUGGGGUUACAAGAUCAAGCACAUCGACAAUAGGCCGGAGCCCACUCCAACCGGUCGCGCCGACGGCAUCCAGCCGCGAUCUUUGGACCUCUUGCGCAACAUGGGUUUAAAGCGGAAGAUAAUGGCUCACGAUCCCGCCAAAGUUUACGAGGUCGCAUUCUGGGAUCCCGAUGCCAAAGGCAUCCAUCGCACAGGGACCUGGGCAAGCUGUCCUAAAUUUAUCGAUGCACGGUAUCCCUUCACCACGUUGCUGCACCAAGGCCUGAUUGAGAGAGUCUUCAUCGAGGACAUUGAGAAGCACGGCGGAAAGGUCCAGCGGCCCUGGACAAUCACCGGCUUCGAGAAUGACGGCAAGGACGAGACGUACCCCGUCAAGGUCAGCAUAGCGCACAUCAACGGCGUGGCGGAGGAGAAUAUGCGGACAAAGUAUCUGUUCAGCGGGGAGGGCGCGAGAAGCUUUGUCAGGAACAAACUCGGUAUCCAAAUAAGACACAAGGACCCGAUCGCCUAUGUUUGGGGCGUCAUGGAUGGUGUCGUCCGCACUGAUUUCCCGGACAUUAAGAUGAAAUGCACCAUCCACUCUGAUGCCGGUUCCAUCAUGGUCAUCCCUCGCGAGGCCAACAUGGUGCGUCUGUACAUCCAGAUCGCCUCCUCGACGGACCCAGAUUGGAAUCCGCGCAAGACGGCUACGGAGAACCAGGUACAAGAUGCGGCAAAAAGGAUAUUGAAGCCAUACUCCAUCGAAUGGGAUCGCGUGGAAUGGUACUCUGUCUACCCGAUUGGCCAAGGCCUUGCGGACCGCUACACCCUCGACGAACGCGUAUUCAUGGGCGGUGAUUGCUGUCACACGCACAGCCCCAAAGCCGGCCAAGGCAUGAACACGGCUUUUCUCGACGCGGCCAACCUCGCCUGGAAGAUCCACCACGUCGAGUCCGGCUGGGCGCAGCGCUCGAUCCUCAAGACGUACGAGUCCGAGCGGCGGCACAUCGCCGACAACCUGCUCAACUUCGACGCCAAAUACGCGAAGCUGUUCUCCUCGCGACAGCCGUCGGCAGGCGAAGUCGGCGCGGCAAACACGCACGACGCGCAUCCCGACGAGUCCGACUUCGUCAAGACGUUCAAAGAAAGCUGCGAAUUCACCUCAGGCUACGGCAUCGCCUACAAGCCCAACGUCCUCAACUGGUCCCCAGGCGACGACGCCGACCAAAAUAUCCAGCGCCACCCGGCCACAUCGCCGCUCUUCCUCCCCUACCAGCGCGGCACGCACCUCCGCACCGGCCGCAUCCUCACCCCCGCAACCGUCACGCGCGUUGUCGACGCCAACAUCGUGCACCUCGAGCAAGAAAUCCCGCUCAACGGCUCCUUCCGCAUCUACAUCUUCGGCGGGCUUCCGCACCUCACCCAGCGCGCAAUCGCGAACCUGGCCACCGCGCUCGCAAAACCCACCUCCUUCCUGCGCGCCUACGCCCGCGCCGAUGAACCCGCCGUCAGCCCCCACGAGCGCUUCAACCCGCACUCGCGCUUCGCGACCUUCGCGACCGUGCUCGCGGCCCCGCGCGCCGGCAUCGAGAUCCGCAAGCUGCUGCCCCCGCUGCUGGCAAGAUACAAGGACCUUGUGUUCGCGGACGACGUGCCCGAUAUGCGCGUGCCUGAGGCGAAGGCCCCGGCGCACGCGAAGAUGGGCUUGAGUCAGGAGCGCGGUGGCGUUGUUGUCGUGCGGCCGGAUGGCUAUGUCGGGUGCGUGGUUAGGCUCGUGGAGGGCAGUGGGACGGCGGAUGCGCUGAAUGAGUAUUUUGCGGCGUUUGUGACGAAGAGGGUGGGUGCGGAGCGGGCGGCGCUGUAAGUGUGUGUGUGUGUGUGUGUGUGUGUGUCUCGGCGUAUGGGUGGAUGGGUGGGACCGUUUGCGUGUGCUUGCUUCUUCUUUGCGUGCGAGGGACGGCGUUACUCUUGGCUUGAUACCUCUGCCGGUCUGGGCUGCGUGCUGGGCAGCGUGCUGUUGUCUGUUAGAAAGUCCUAGGGAGCGAGCGAGUGC